Molecule: messenger RNA, 759 nt
Organism: Symbiodinium natans
Lineage: Eukaryota; Dinophyceae; Suessiales; Symbiodiniaceae
Source: the annotation of a GenBank genome assembly
AUGAAGGAGACCACGGCGGUGGUCCCGGACGUCGGCGGAGAGCAGUUCUACACGGCCUCCGCGGACAAGUCCCUGAAGAUCUGGGAUCUGAAGACGCGAAGGUGCAUGGAGACCUUGCUGGGCCACGUGGAUGCGGUGACCUCUUUGGACCUCCUUGUCAAGGGCAAGCCUCUCUCCGGGGGUGCGGACAAGUCGGUUCGAUUCUGGAAGGUGGACAAGGGCACCCACCUCAUGUUCACCAGGCAUACUUACGCCGUCGAUGCCGUGUGCGUGCUGGACUCUGAGCAGUUCGCUUCGGGUGGGCAGGAUGGGAACAUCAUGGUGUGGUCCAGUGCUUCCAAGAAGCCAGUGGCCACGACCUGUCUAGGAGAUGGCAAGUGGGUAUCGUCCCUCGCGGCCAUGCAGCGGGCAAACGUGAUUUUCUCUGGCGGGGUCGACGGCACUUUGCGGACUUGGCGGUGCGGCAAAGCCACCAGCACUGAGACCAGCUGCCCGGGUUGCGGCAACGUGUACCUGGAAGACGCGCGGUUCUGCCGGAAGUGCGGACGCAAGCGCGACGAGGGCGAGAAGAAGGGAGGGGUCCAGCUCCUUCCCGCAGCGGGGCCAGUUCAAGCCCCUGGCUGCAUCAACGACAUUGCCGUGGGGAAGCGCUUCCUCGCUUUGGCAGUCGGAAAGGAACACAAGUUCGGGCGUUGGUUCUACGACCGCAAGGAGAAGAAUGGGGUCCUCCUAGUGCCUCUCAGCUACAAGGAAGGCUGA